CUCAAAUCACCCUCCUGAUUGAGGGCUUGGAAGUGGGAAGCGGCACCAUGCUCUUCCUCAUGGCUGGGAAAUCCGAGCUCAGCGUGGAGCCCACGAGGGCUCGGCUGUGCAAGGGUUAAAUGCGGCUGCUCGUCCGGGUCUCGGGGGCCUCCCACUCGGCAGGCAGGGUAUGAAUAGCUGCGCUCCCCUCUGCUCGCCGGCACUCUCUGCUUCCCUCCCCGCCUUCUUCUCCCCUCCUCAUCCUCCCGGCCAUGCUGAGCACGGAGAGUUUGGCGGGGCCCCGAGCCCUGGGAGAGGAAUCGCUGCAGAUGUGGGACCUCAACAAGCGCCUGGAGGCCUACCUGGCCCGCGUGAAGUUCCUGGAGGAGGAGAACGAGGUGCUGCGAGCUGAAAUCCAGAGCAGCAGGAGCGGCCAGUCGGGGGAAUCGUGGAGGGCCAAGUACGAGGAGGAGCUGCGAGCGCUGCGGGAUGCGCUGGAUGUCGCCUUCAGGGACAAAUGCACGGCCGAGCUGGCCAGGGACAACCUCUACGAGGAGGUGCAGCAGGUGAGAAGCAGGUGCCAGAAGGAGCAGGCAGCCCGAGAAGCAGCCAAGAAGGAGCUGUCCUUGAGCAGGAAGGAGCUGGAGGAGGAGAGGAGAGCGCAGAUCUGGCUCAAGGAGAGAGCCGUGCAGCUGGAGAAGGAGGUGGAAGCCUUGCUGGAGGUGCACGAGGAGGAGAAAGCGGGGCUGGACCAGGAGAUCGCCACUUUCUCGCACAGCCUGGAGAGUUUCCGCUGUGCCCCCGUGGCUCUGCAGCCCGUGGAGGUGGAGGAUUACUCCAAGAGGCUCUCGGAGAUCUGGAAAGGGGCGGUGGAGACCUACAAGGCGGAGGUGGCUCAGCUGGAAGGUUCCCUGUGCCAGGCCAAGGAGAACCUGUGGAAGGCGGUGGAGGACAACCAGCAGAGCCAGCUGCAGCUGCAGCACCUGGAGAAGGACCUGGCGGGGCUCAAAGCUCGCAAGGAGAUGCUGGAGGAGAGCCUGGCCCGGCAGUGGCAGGAGCAGCGCGGGGAGGCAGAAAAGUUCCAGCUGGCCAUGGAGGCCCUGGAGCAGGAGCAGCAGAGCCUGCGGGUGCAGAUCGCGCGGGUGCUGGAGGACAGGCAGCAGCUGAUGCACCUCAAGAUGUCCCUGAGCCUGGAAGUGGCGACCUACAGGACGCUGCUGGAAGCCGAGAGCAGCCGCCUGCAGGUGCCCGCCGGGGAAUUCAGGGUGACAAACGGGCUCAGAGAUCUCAAACUGGAGCUGAGCAGCAGCAAAGCAUCACCAGCGAGCCCCGAGGCCAGGCGGGUGCUGCCCUGCACCCCCUUCCCCAGGGUGACCAAACACCCCCAAAGUGCCACCCUGACGCCCCAAAGUGCCACCCUGACGCCCCAAAUCACCAGGGAGCUCCAGAAAACCACCCCAGCCCUCCAUGGCAGUGCCACCAGCAGGGUUAGGGGGCUGGGGGCUCUCACACCCAGCCCACCCCAGGCAGGCAGAGCCUCCCUUGCCCUCUCCCCCGAGCAGGAGAGCUGUGGGGUGGAAGGUCCAGCCUGGCCAGGAGGAGAUGAGGCAGCAAUGAGCCCAGGGAUGGAGUGUGCCCUGCCCAGAGCCUCUGGGGACAGUGGCAGUGCCAGCCUGCAGCCCCUGGGAGAUGCCCACAGGCUGCAGUACCCGGCCCAGCUGGUCAGCGAGGCGCUGGAGGAUGCCCUCAAGGAGAUGGGAGAUGAUGCUCAGUCCCAAGAGGAGCCCACACCCAGCUCCACGUGGGAUAUCCGUGCUCCCAGCCCUGUUUUCCCCACCAAGGCUGUGCCAGAGGGGCCUGGGGAAGGGCAGGAGGGAUCUGAGGAUGAGGAGAGAGCUGAGGAGGUGAUGCUCCAAGGGCUGGCUAAGGAGAGCAGCACCCUGCAGGACACAGCUCCAUCCCCACCAAGCGUGGACCCUCCCUUGGGGAGCCAGGAAGAUCUGGGAGCAUGGGAGGAGGAGGAAGAAGAGGAAGAGGAGGAGGUUCCUGCUGUGCUGAGCCCAAGGGAUGCAGAAAUGGAGGCCCAGGAAGGGCAUGAGGAUCUGCCUGGGCAGACAGAGAGCAGCUGGGAAAAGCCAGAGGAGCAAAGGACACAAACCCCCAGCACGCAGCCUUCACACCCCUCCGAGGAUGAGGAGGAGGGAGAUCUCCAGCAGGAAGGAACAGAAGUGCAAGAGGAGAAAUGUCCCCACAGAGAAGUGGAAGCUGCUGGUGCUGUCCUCGUUCAAAGCCACCUGGCUCUGCCCACAGAAGGUCACCUGGAGCAGGACUUUGCUGAUGCAGAGCAGGAAAGGGCUGAGCAGCACAAAAUGCCCAGGUGUGAGGUGGACCUGGCUGCAGAGCAGGGAAGGGAGCAGGAGCUGUGCCCAGAGCAGGAGCCCAAGGGUGUCCCUGAGGCCAUCCCAGCAGAGGAGCCUCCCACAGGAGCUGGAGGAGAUGCUGGGGCAGGGGAGGGGACAGGCAGAGGGGGAGAUGGUGAGGGGGAAAAGGGAGAGGCCAGCAGGGAGGUGCUGGGAGAGGAGGAUCACGGGGUGGGACAGGACCCCAUGGCAGCAGAAGACCUUGGGGCAGGAGAAGACCUUGGGGCAGGAGAAGAUCUUGGGGCAGGAGAAGACUCUGGGGCAGGAGAAGAUUUUGGGGCAGGAGAAGUCCAUGGGGCAGGAGAAGGCUCCAAGGUAGGAGAAGGCUCUGAGGCAGGAGAAGAUCUUGGGGCAGAAUUUCUUGGGGCAGGAGAAGACCAUGGGGCAGGAGAGGCAGGUGAGACCCUGGAGGGGGACAGUAGAGCCCCAGGAGAGCCUGAGGAGCUGCAGGAAGGAGAGGAGGAGGAACAGGAGGAGCUGGAGCCAGGAGAGGAGCCCUGGGCACAGGAGGGUGACCAUGGCAGUGCCCAAGAGGACUGGCAGGUGACAGCAGGGGACACUGAGGGGCCAGGACAGCCAGCCUGGGCAGGUGACACCCUGAGCAGUGCAGGAAGGCUGGAAAGCGAGCAGAGAGGUGGCACAGGGCCAGCAGAGCUGGAGGAGGCCCAGGAGGAUGAUGAAGGAGAUGCCAGGAGGCAGGAGAUGAGGCAGCAGCAGGCGCUGGCACAGGCUGAGCUGGCACAGCUGGGCAGCGUGGCACAGCCUGAGCCAACCCCUCCAGGUUCCCCUGGGCACAGCCAGGAGCUGGCAGAGGCUUCAGGGCAACCAGGGGAGCUGGGGCAGGUGCCAGGUGCCAGCACUGAGUGGGCACUGGAGGAGACCCCCAGAGACACAGAGCUGGCAGAGCUGGAGAGCUCAGAGCUGGUGGCACCAGGGCAGGUGCCAGGUGAGUGGGCAUUGGAGGAGGCCACCAGAGAUACAGAACCCACUGAGCUGGUGGCACCAGGGCAGGUGCCAGGUGACAGUGCUGAGUGGGCAUUGGAGGACACCCCCAGAGACACAGAACCCACAGAACCUGGGGAGCUGGGGCAGGUGCCAGGUGCCAGUGCUGAGUGGGCACUGGAGGAGGCCACCAGAGACACAGAACCCACAGAGCUGGUGGCACCAGGGCAGGUGCCAGGUGAGAAGAACGAGUGGGCAUUGAAGGAGACCCGCAGAGACACAGAACCCCCAGAAUUGGAGAGCUCAGAGCUGGUGGCACUGGGGCAGGUGCCAGGUGAGUGGGCACUGGAGGAGACCCCAAAAACCCCAGAGCUGGCAGUGGGCACGGGCAGGAGGGUGGAGCUGGAGGACACCCUGCCCGACAGCACCCCCCUGCACCUCUACCAGGAGGAGAUGCUGAUGGGGACACCCAGCCCAGACCCUCCAGAGAGCGAGGACACCACGGGGACAACUCCUGUGUGUGCCACAGCCCAGCAGGCCCAAGGGAGGGACCAGCCACCAACUGCCAGCGUGCCACAAGAGGAGGCAGAGGAGGCUGAAGAAGAGGAAGGUUAUUUCAUGGUCUCUGCUCCCAGCCAAGAGGUGUCCAGCUCAGAGGAAGCCGAGAUCCCUGAGGACUUUGAAGAAAUUCAAGUGGACGCAGCUGAAGGCGGCCAAGAUGGUCUGGGGGCUCCUGGGGAAGCGUCUGCAGGGCCAGAGGAGGGCACAGAGCACCUGGAGGUGCUGGCUGCAGGAGCAGAUGAGGGUAUGGAGGUGCCCACUGAGGUGCCAGAGGAUGAGGAGGGCACUGCUGAGCUGGAGGAAGGCCCAGAAGAAGACCCCAGCUGCCUUGGGGUGGUGGAGCCAUCAUCAGGAGGUUCUGGUGAGCCAGCCCAGGAUGCCACAGCAUGGCAGGGACCAGAGCACCCAGAAGAUCCAGAUGAGGAGCUCCACAGCACAGCUGAGCUGGAGGAAGGCCCAGAAGAAGAUCCAAACUGUCUGGGGGUGGUGGAGCCAUCAUCAGGAGGUUCUGGUGAGCCAGCCCAGGGUGCCACAGGCUCUGCAGAAGAGCACCCAGAAGAUCUGGCUGCUGAUCUAGAUGAUGGUAUGGAGGUGCCCACUGAGGAACCUGAGGUGCCAGAGGAUGAGGAGGUCACUGCUGAGCUGGAGGAAGGCCCAGAAGAAGACUCCAGCUCUAUGGGGGUGAUGGAACCAUCAUCAGGAGGUUCUGGUGAGCCAGCCCAGGGUGCCACAGGCUCUGCAGAAGAGCACCCAGAAGAUCUGGCUGCUGAAGCAGAUAUGGAGGUGCCCACUGAGGAACCUGAGGUGCCAAAUGAUGAAGAGGACACUGCUGAGCUGGAAGAAGGCCCAGAAGAAGAUCCAAACUGUCUGGGGGUGGUGGAACCAUCAGCAGGAGGUUCUGGUGAGCCAACCCAGGAUGCCACAGGCUCUGCAGCUUGGGAGGGACCAGAGCACCCAGAGGAUCCAGAUGAGGAGCUCCACAGCACAGCUGAGCUGGAGGGGGAUGCCAGGACCCUGGGACUGGCGGGGCAGGAGGAGGAGGAGGAGGAAGAUGAGGAUGAGCCCAGCAUGGCUCCCCAUGACCCAACCAAGGCCACAGCAGAGCUCCAGGCCCAGGCAGGGCCUGAUGGAGCAGAGCAGCCCCUGGAAGAGCAGCUAGGGAUGGAGGAGGGAGCCCUGGGCAGUGAGAGCCUGGGGCAGGGAGGUUCUCCAGAGGUGACCCCAGACAUCCCUGACACAGCUGAGCUGCCCGUGGAGAUCAUGAAAGCCUCGGGGAUUCUGGAAAUAGUUGAGCAGGCGCUGGAGUUCAACCAGGAGCUGAUGGGGGCGAGGGUGGCAGAGGCUGGGCAGGGUCCUGGCACGAGAGAGCUGUCCCGGGAUGGAGGGGAACGCUCUGAGCUCUCCCGGGAUGCAGAAGAACACCCUGAGGUGUCCUGGGAUGGAGAGGAACACUCCGAGCUCCCCCAGGAUGCCCAGGAAGGCUCUGAGUUCUACCAGGGUGAAGGCGAACACCCCGAGCUGUCUCUGGAUGCCCAGGAAUGCUCUCAGCUCUCCCGGGAUGCAGAGGAAGGCUCCAAACUCUCCCGGGAUGCAGAGGAAGGCUCUGAUCUGUCCCAGGAUGCAGAGGAAGGCUCAGAGUUCUCCCAGGAUGCAGGAGAACACUCUCAGCUCUCCCGGGAUGCAGAAGAACACCCCGAGCUCUCCCAGGAUGCAGAAGUACACUCUCAGCUCUCCCGGGAUGCAGACGAAGAUCCCGAGCUGUCCCGAGAUGAAGAGGAAGGCUCAGAGCUGUCCCGGGAUGCAGGAAAACACCCCGAGCUGUCCUGGGAUGCAGAAGAAGACUCCAAACUCUCCCGAGAUGCAGAGGAACACCCCGAGCUCCCCCAGGAUGCAGAGGAACACCCCAAACUCCCCAGGGAUGCAGAGGAAGACCCCGAGCUCUCCCAGGAUGCAGAGGAAGGCUCCUCCCUGUCCUCCUCCAGCGAGGAGGAGCCCACGGUGCAGGAGGCCCCGGAGGUGAUGCAGGAGGGUGAGCUCCGGGCUCAGAACGGGCUGCACCGCCCGCACAGCCUGGAGGAGCUGCCCGAAUUCACCGAGGAGCUGCUGAACGGCACCUCCAGCACGGCCCCGGCACAGGAAACCCUCUCAGAGCCCUCGGGGGUGCUGCCAGCACAGAUCCCCAGCCCUGGGGAUGGCACUGCCACCAGGCUGGGGGAUGGCAGCCUCAGGGGGAAGCAGCUGAGCCCCGUGUCCCCUGCUCUGGGUGAGGAGGAUGUCCUGAGCCCCACAGCCCAGCGGCAGCCCUGCUCCUCAGGGGACGAGUGACAGAACCUUCUGGUGGCUCCUUCCUGCCAGAACCCCAUUGUUCCCCCUUAUCCCACCCCGUCCUGAUGCUUCCCCAUCUCCCCGUGGGUUUUUACAUGUUUGUGUGGAUUUUUUGCACCCCUUUUCAGAGUGAAGAACCACCAAGUUCUGUUGCACCCCUCACAGCCCACCCAAAUUCUCACGUUUGCUCUGGGAUCCCCUCUUCAUUCUGAGUUUCCUCCUGGGUGGGUUGCCUGGAGGAACCCACCUGGUAUUUAAUUUAAACUCAGUGGUUCCCCAUUCCCUGCAAGAUUUCCUCUCCAAUUCCUCCAGGACGUCCAGCUGGACCUUAGGGACUCCCCCAAACUGCACCCUGGGAUUCAGCAUUUUGGGCUACAUCACCCCAGGCUGACCCUGGGUUUUUAACAUGUUUGUGUGGAUUUUUUGCACCCCAUUUCAGAGUGAAGAACCACCAAGUUCUGUUGCACCCCUCACAGCCCACCCAAAUUCUCAUGUUUGCUCUGGGAUCCCCUCUUCAUUUCCAGUUUCCUCCUGGGUGGGUUGCUCUGCUGUAUUUAAUUUAAACUCUGUGUUUCCUCAUUCCCUGCAAGAUUCCCUCUCCAAUUCCUCCAGGACGUCCAGCUGGAGGUUAGGGCCCCCCCCAAACUGCACCCUGGGACUCGGCAUUUUGAGGUACAUCACCCCAGGCUCCCCAGCCUGACCCUGGGGACUGAGCCACGCUGGAUGUACCCAAAAUUAAUUUAAUAAAGCCUCAUCCU
This is a messenger RNA of Zonotrichia leucophrys gambelii, 6985 nucleotides long. Its product is annotated as nestin-like. Gene Ontology annotation, biological process: positive regulation of intermediate filament depolymerization. The coding region runs from base 252 to 6227 and encodes 1991 amino acids. The record is from RefSeq and is a predicted model, not a curated record. Lineage: Eukaryota; Metazoa; Chordata; Aves; Passeriformes; Passerellidae. Gene Ontology annotation, molecular function: intermediate filament binding; CCR5 chemokine receptor binding. The transcript has 4 exons. Gene Ontology annotation, cellular component: intermediate filament.